Anguilla rostrata (American eel) is the source of this 3540-nucleotide messenger RNA. It is a transcript of the gene kctd5b, whose product is annotated as potassium channel tetramerization domain containing 5b. Lineage: Eukaryota; Metazoa; Chordata; Actinopteri; Anguilliformes; Anguillidae. The coding region runs from base 74 to 853 and encodes 259 amino acids. The transcript has 7 exons. Gene Ontology annotation, molecular function: cullin family protein binding. Gene Ontology annotation, biological process: proteasome-mediated ubiquitin-dependent protein catabolic process; protein homooligomerization. The record is from RefSeq and is a predicted model, not a curated record. Gene Ontology annotation, cellular component: cytoplasm; Cul3-RING ubiquitin ligase complex.
GAGGGAGCGAUAUUAAACAGGGACACUUCCUGGCAACAAGCUCAGUUCCUGUACUAGAGAGUGGAGAAGCGGGAUGGCUGAGAAUAGCUCCGAUAUCAGCGGCUCCGGCUGUCGGAGGUGUUCAGUCCAUUCUCCUGGAGAACGAACUCAAACGUCCAGUAUCGGGGCAUCCAAGUGGGUCCGCUUGAAUGUGGGGGGCACGUAUUUCUUGACUACACGACAAACAUUGUGCCGAGAUCCGAAAUCCUUCUUGUACCGUCUGUGCCAGGCCGACCCCGACCUCGACUCCGAUAAGGAUGAAACCGGUGCCUAUUUAAUAGACAGAGACCCCACAUACUUUGGUCCAGUGCUGAACUAUCUGAGGCACGGGAAACUGGUCCUCAACAAAGACCUGGCGGAGGAAGGCGUGCUGGAAGAGGCUGAAUUCUACAAUAUCACGUCGUUGAUAAAGCUUAUCAAAGACAAGAUCAGGGAACGAGACUGCAAGACGUCACAGGUGCCCGUCAAGCACGUCUACAGAGUCCUGCAGUGCCAGGAAGAGGAGCUCACGCAGAUGGUGUCCACCAUGUCUGACGGCUGGAAAUUCGAGCAGCUUGUCAGUAUAGGUUACGGGCGGGACCACCAGUCAGAGUUUCUGCUGAUUGUGUCCAGGGAGGUGAAGGGAGAGGAGACCGGUUUCCCCAACCGCAGCGGCGAGCUGGUCAGCAUUGGCUCUUCCUACAACUAUGGAAAUGAAGACCAGGCCGAGUUCUUGUGCGUCGUCUCCAAGGAGCUGCACAACCAAUCAUACGGCACGAGCAGCGAGCCGAGCGAGAAGGCCAAGAUUCUUCAGGAACGUGGAUCCAGAAUGUGAAGAGACAGUAUUAAACCCUAAGAAUUUUGUUCUGCUAUGAGCUCCAGGUAUAGACACAAACAUAUCACAGAAGAAGAGAAGCAUUUUUUGCAAGAAAGAAGAAAAGUAACUUUGGGGCCUACAUCCUCUUUUCCCCCCACUUUUUUUAUUGUGUAUAUCAAGUCCACUUAGUGACUUUUUGUGCCUGUACAGUAAACUGGACUGAUCUUGUUUAUUUUUUAAGCAAAUGGAAAGAGUUUUUAUUUCCAAUUCAGAUGCAGGAAAUAUGCAUGUCAUUUGUAGUAAGCUGAGCAAAGACGGUCUUACAGUCAUUCUUGGCCAAUGAUUUACUCAGGGUCUCCCAUUGUUCAGUUACUUUAGGUGCAUCAACUUUCCUACUCUAAGGUCUUGUAAGGGAUUUUAAAGGUAUGUCUUUGCAUUUGACAGGCCUGCCCCUCAAAAACCCCAAAUGCUUUUGGCAGAGGCAAAUCUCAGAGGUUUUAAUAUUUUAAUACUGUACUGAGAUUUUAGACUAAGAAGAGAAAAAGGGACCCAUGUAGCCAUUUACAGCUCGAAAGUUAAGGUGCAUUGGGUUAUAGGGAUGGUGCUGUGGGUUUCAAAAUAGCCAUAUAACUAAAAGAAACGUUUAAUUUGGAAAUGUGAAUCCUUAAGACUCUUUGCCGUGGGGAGAAGAGAGAAUGCUUUUCUUUUCUCCUGUUUUUCUUUGUUUUGGGCAGAUAAUUGUAAUGUGAUGGGGGUUAGGAAAUGGGUGAGGGGUGAUGUUUUGAGGCUUUUUCCUAUCUUCGGUGUUUGAUAUAACUUAAGGUAGCAAAGAACAAAAAUUGAAUUAAUUUGAACUUUAGAACUGCACAUUUUGUAUUGUGUGUGCGAUGCUCAACUUAAGGUUUUAAGUUGUACUGGAGCUAUUGAAACAGGAGUGUCUUGGACACGAUUGAUCUACACAUUUUAGUCAUGGUUUGUUUGUACAUAAGUCUCUGUAUAUUAAGAUUUUCAAAUCACGGCAGACUUCAUAUGCCUAGGAUAUUGAGUGUUUGUUUAUUAAAAAUUUAAAUGGAAAGAUUAUGCUUUCCAGUGACACGAUUUUAACUUGGCACAGACAUCGACUGUUCGGCUGGUUAUGCUGUAAAAAAAAAAAAAUUUUUGUUGUUCUUUUGAUUCAAAGUCGAAUCCCUUUGUCUUGCAUGAUUGCACACACUCUGAUUGAGGGUGUGUUUGGAUGUGUAGAUAUUUUAUACGCACCCUUCAAAACACUGCAGUGUAAAGAACAGCGCCUUGACAUUGCUCACAUGUAGAGAAACUUGCACACUAUAAAGCUUGGCUCAAGACUGCAGUAGUUUGCAAACAUGCAAGUUAAAGCACUGAGCUCAUAUACUUUAGUAAUACAUUGUCAUUAUUUGCUCAGGCCUAAUCUAUGGUGUGUGGGGGAAAAUAUACAUAUAUAAUAUUAUAUGUGAUAUAUCAUUUCCUGAAGACCAAAUCCAAUGUCAAAGUGCAACUUAUACAUUGAAUUGUCAUGGUCAGGGAUGGGUAACACACACACACAUACACAUGUGUAUGGUUUUGAAUAUUAGUAAAUAUAGAUGUGGGAGUGUAUGUCUAAUGGGUGCAUGCUUUUCUUUUUUUACUAAUACACACAAGGGCUUUUAAAUGUGGAGUGCAAGUGAUACAAUCUGUAAAGAGGUUCUGCAAAACCGGGACAGACUUAUUGCCGGAGCUAGGCAAUGUUUACAUUUGCAAUAGUGUUGAAGCCUUCCAGUAAUCUUGCACACCUUUCCUUACCUUAAUAUAGUGACAGACUUGUUUUACGUUUCACUGGAGGGACACUCUCUCCCCAGUCCAGUUUAACUGACUGAUGUAAAUAAUGGACUUUGUUCAUUAUUGUUAACAUAUCUUCAUACAUUUCCCAGUUGUUUUAUGUUAAACUGUUUUAAAAGCUGGGGAGAAGGUUUUGAUCCCCCAUUGCAAAGCUAAGAAUAGAGUGGUCACUGCACCCCUUCGCAGCGGAGCCAAAAUGGCCACCAGGAAGCCUUGUUUGGAGUGGCAGUGAUCAUGGCCACUCUGUGUUCCUUUCUGUGAGGUAUAACAUUCAGGCCUGGUUAGUGGGCCUCAGUAUGAGUGAUGGAGACCAUGCCCAGUCUGGGGUGACAAGUGAAGGGAUGCCUGUACUGUUGGUUCACUGUAGUUUGCUCCACUGAUGUUCAUGACAGGUUUUCAGGAGGUGUUGCAUCAACCAUAGCAUGCAGUACCUCCCUACCAUCCUUGCCCAACCCAUCUUGUUCUGUUUUGACUGAUGUAGCAAAAAUACUUUGCAGGUCAUUUCCAGAGGCUGCUGUAGCUCAAUGUCAAAGGCUGAUAUAUAUAUAUAUAAUGUGUAAAAUCUACCAGUUGUGAGAGAAUUUCCAUUUAUCCUCAGAUCUGCAAAAUAUAUUUUCCUUUUUUUUUUUAUGAACAAGGCCUAGCAGAUGAAGUUUUUUGCACCAGUUUGUCACUACUGUUAUGAUUAUAUUUCAAUGUUUUGUAUUUGUGCAUAUUUUUGUUUCAUAUAUAUAUAUAUAUAUAAUAUUCAAAAUAUACGUAACAUAAAAUGACUGGGAGAGUACAAGAGUGAUAUUGAGCAGUGUGAACUAAUAAAUAAAUGGUCUUUAACUUACACAGUAAACAUAAAAUCUUUGUCUUUUUUUAACAUC